Fraxinus pennsylvanica is the source of this 516-nucleotide messenger RNA. The record is from the annotation of a GenBank genome assembly. Lineage: Eukaryota; Viridiplantae; Streptophyta; Magnoliopsida; Lamiales; Oleaceae.
AUGUGGGCGGGAAGGGUUUGCAUUUUCUAUGCUCUCUUGAAGGCUGGUCUUGCUGGAUCUCCUUCUAACCCAAUUGUCUCAGAUUUGGAGAGUGGAGCUGAGGAUUUUGGUUUCUCCAGGUGGAUUGAGGAGUUACAGAGUGGACCGGAAAAGGAUGCUGCCGAAAGAAGAAAACUUGUGAGCAAAUGGCAUCCGACAACAAAGGGUACCCUUAGGCGCAACUACAGGGUCCCCUCCAAGUUCGAAGGGAGGCGUCUUCUAAAGUCCAUUGCUUCUUUACUCUCGGAUGAUGAUCACUUUAGAGAUGCCACGUCCCACAAGGGCUGUCAAAUUAGGAGGGAAAAUGCUCAUGGAGAAAGUGUAUGUUGUAACAAUGUUAGAGCUUUGUUUGACGAGCUCCCAACACCACACUUGAUAGUCGAAAUCUCACCUUUUCCUGCCGGUCCUCUUAGCGACAAUGAUUAUGCAAAGGCUGAGAAACUUGAAAGGGUGCUCAGAUCAGGUCCUUCUGUUUAA